AUGGGUGAAGGACGCAUCGUCCAUGAACAACACGUAUUCAGCAUUAUACGGCUGCCUGGUGCAACGCAACAGGAACCACUGCCCGAUCUCCACAAGCAGAGCAAAAUCGUGGGCCAGCAGCGCCUGCGUCGUGUGAAGAUGGAAUAUGAUGAAGAUGAUGAAGAUGAUGAUGAAGAUGAUGAAGAUGAUGAAGAUGAUGAUGAAGAUGAUGAUGAAGAUGAUGAUGAAGAUGAUGAUGAAGAUGAUGAUGAAGAUGAUGAUGAAGAUGAUGAUGAAGAUGAUGAUGAAGAUGAUGAUGAAGAUGAUGAAGAUGAUGAUGAAGAUGAUGAUGAAGAUGAUGAUGAAGAUGAUGAAGAUGAUGAAGAUGAUGCUGAAGAUGAUGAUGAAGAUGAUGAAGAUGAUGCUGAAGAUGAUGCUGAAGAUGAUGAUGAAGAUGAUGAUGAAGAUGAUGAUGAAGAUGAUGAAGAUGAUGAAGAUGAUGAAGAUGAUGAAGAUGAUGAUGAUGAAGAUGAUGAUUGA
Messenger RNA from Schistocerca cancellata (South American locust), 519 nucleotides. RefSeq names its product prostatic spermine-binding protein-like. The transcript has 2 exons. NCBI's taxonomy places the organism in Eukaryota, Metazoa, Arthropoda, Insecta, Orthoptera, Acrididae. The record is from RefSeq and is a predicted model, not a curated record. The coding region runs from base 1 to 519 and encodes 172 amino acids.